GCUUUCUGAGAGGGACGCGCCAGCGGAGGGGCGGCCAGGGCCCGGCCUCUCCUGCUCCCGUCCCGCCCCUUCCCCAGCACUGGCCCCUAGUCCGCCAGAGGGCGACUCCGCGCGUCCCGGGCUCGCCCAACCCGCGAGCCCGUCCACGCGGCACCCGCCUCUCCCUAGGCCCCAGCCCUGCCGGCCCGCGCGCGCCCGACGGGAGCGUGCGGGGCGGUGGGCGCAGGGUCACGUUGGGCGGCGUAGACAAAGGCGGGCGCGCGCACGUCUUGACGCAGCCUGGGCCCGCGGCGGCGGCAAGGGCGGGAGGGAGCGGUCGCCGCGGGAUUUGGAGCUGCCUCGCCUCGCGGUCGCUUUGGCAGCAUGUAAGCAGCUGUUUGCCAAGAACCCAGGUCACUGCUAAGAAAGGGAGCAUUCGGGAGAAGAGUGUCCAGAGGAAACCAAUGCCAGAUGCAUCUGGAGUUACACUCAGCACUUGCAAUAUGAGACAUUGUGUGCCAGCAUCUCUUUCCUUCUGGCAAAGACUGUAGCUCUCCAGGUAGGAGGGUCCUGGAAGCUGUGAGCACCAGGAGCCUCGCCAGAGGAGGAUGGGGCCAGAUACGAACUCUCUACCAUGAACAUGGUUCUCAGCUUAUGAAGGAAUUUUAAGUGAAACAAUUAUUUAAUUUCCACAUAUUCAAGUUCAAAAGCCUUCUGUGUGAAGUGCCAGUGAUUACCCCUCCACAGGAGUUAUCAGGAUUUUUCUGGCACCAAGUUGAACUCUUCUUGGUACUUCUGGUAGUGACAGAUCUGCAGGACAGAUUUAUCUGUUGAAUGCUCUUGGGCAGGAAAACCGUGUAAAACCUCUGGAAGCAGCAUCAGGACAGCAGAGCAGAGCCCCCGUCCUCACUGCUCACUUGCACAGAAACUCCAUCUGGACUUGGAUUCUUUUACUGAACACCCAUCGAGCUUCAUUCAUCUUUAGAGUCCAUCCGUUCUGGGGAGACCUGGCAUUUGCAGCUGCCUCUUGUGGCUGUGUUUUUCUGUCAUUCUGUUCCCAGGCCUUCUAUUCAGGCGGUUGAAGGGUGUGGACUUUGGAAUGGGGUUUGCUGUUCUUCGGGAACUUGCUUCCUUUCCCUGGCUGGUGCUGUCGGGAAGGACCAUCUGAAGGCUGCAAUUUGUUCUUAGGGAGGCAGGUGCUGGCCUGUUCUGGAUCUUCCACCAUGUUCCUGUUGCUGCCUUUUGAUAGCCUGAUUGUCAACCUUCUGGGCAUCUCCCUGACUGUCCUCUUCACCCUCCUUCUCGUUUUCAUCAUAGUGCCAGCCAUUUUUGGAGUCUCCUUUGGUAUCCGCAAACUCUACAUGAAAACUCUGUUAAAAAUCUUUGCGUGGGCUACCUUGAGAAUGGAGCGAGGAGCCAAGGAGAAGAACCACCAGCUUUACAAGCCCUACACCAACGGAAUCAUUGCAAAGGAUCCCACUUCACUAGAAGAAGAGAUCAAAGAGAUUCGUCGAAGUGGUAGUAGUAAGGCUCUGGACAACACUCCAGAGUUUGAGCUCUCUGACAUUUUCUACUUUUGCCGGAAAGGAAUGGAGACCAUUAUGGAUGAUGAGGUGACAAAGAGAUUCUCAGCAGAAGAACUGGAGUCCUGGAACCUGCUGAGCAGAACCAAUUAUAACUUCCAGUACAUCAGCCUUCGGCUCACGGUCCUGUGGGGGUUAGGAGUGCUGAUUCGGUACUGCUUCCUGCUGCCGCUCAGGAUAGCGCUGGCUUUCACAGGGAUUAGCCUCCUGGUGGUGGGCACAACUGUGGUGGGAUACUUGCCAAAUGGGAGGUUUAAGGAGUUCAUGAGUAAACAUGUUCACUUAAUGUGUUACCGGAUCUGCGUGCGAGCGCUGACAGCCAUCAUCACCUACCACGACAGGGAAAACAGACCAAGAAACGGUGGCAUCUGUGUGGCCAAUCAUACCUCGCCGAUCGAUGUGAUCAUCUUGGCCAGCGAUGGCUAUUAUGCCAUGGUGGGUCAAGUGCACGGGGGACUCAUGGGUGUGAUUCAGAGAGCCAUGGUGAAGGCCUGCCCACACGUCUGGUUUGAGCGCUCGGAAGUGAAGGAUCGCCACCUGGUGGCUAAGAGACUGACUGAACAUGUGCAAGAUAAAAGCAAGCUGCCUAUCCUCAUCUUCCCAGAAGGAACCUGCAUCAAUAAUACAUCGGUGAUGAUGUUCAAAAAGGGAAGUUUUGAAAUUGGAGCCACAGUUUACCCUGUUGCUAUCAAGUAUGACCCUCAAUUCGGCGAUGCCUUCUGGAACAGCAGCAAGUAUGGGAUGGUGACGUACCUGCUGCGAAUGAUGACCAGCUGGGCCAUUGUCUGCAGCGUGUGGUACCUGCCUCCCAUGACUAGAGAGGCAGAUGAAGAUGCCGUCCAGUUUGCAAAUAGGGUAAAAUCUGCCAUUGCCAGACAGGGAGGACUUGUGGACCUGCUGUGGGAUGGGGGCCUGAAGAGGGAGAAGGUGAAGGACACGUUCAAGGAGGAGCAGCAGAAGCUGUACAGCAAGAUGAUCGUGGGGAACCACAAGGACAGGAGCCGCUCCUGAGCCUGCCUCCAGCUGGCUGGGGCCACCGUGCGGAGUGCCGACGGGCUCAGAGCUGGAGUUGCCACCGCCGCCCCCACUGCUGUGUCCUUUCCAGACUCCAGGGCUCCCCGGGCUGCUCUGGAUCCCAGGACUUCGGCUUUCGCCGAGCCGCAGCGGGAUUCCUGUGCACCGGGCGCAGCCUGCCCUUGGUGGUCUAAACGGAUGCUGCUGGGUGUCGCAACCCAGGACGAGAUGCCUUGUUUCUUUUACAAUAAGUCGUUGGAGGAAUGCCAUUAAAGUGAACUCCCCACCUUUGCACGCUGUGCGGGCUGAGUGGUUGGGGAGAUGUGGCCACCGUCUUGUGCUAGAGAUGGCGGGACAAGAGUCUGUUAUGCAAGCCCAUGCGCCAGGGAUGUGCUGGGGGCGACCACCCGCUCUCCAGGAAAGGCACAGCUGAGGCACUGUGGCUGGCUUCAGCCUCAACAUCGCCCCCAGCCUUGGAGCUCUGCAGACAUGAUAGGAAGGAAACUGUCAUCUGCAGGGGCUUUCAGCAAAAUGAAGGGUUAGAUUUUUAUGCUGCUGCUGAUGGGGUCACCAAAGGGAGGGGAAGAGGCCAGGUGGGCCGCUGACUGGCCCAUGGGGAGAACGUGUGUUCGUACUCCAGGCUAACCCUGAACUCCCCAUGUGAUGCGCGCUUUGUUGAAUGUGUGUCUCGGUUUCCCCAUCUGUAACAUGAGUCGGGGGGAAUGGUGGUGAUUCCUACCUCACAGGGCUGUUGUGGGGAUUAAAGUGCUGCGGGUGAGUGAAGGACACAUCACGUUCAGUGUUUCAAGUACGGGCCCACAAAACGGGGCAGGGCAGGCCUGAGCUCAGAGCUGCUGCACUGGGCUUUGGAUUUGUUCUUGUGAGUAAAUAAAACUGGCUGGUGAAUGAA
This is a messenger RNA of Symphalangus syndactylus (siamang), 3486 nucleotides long. RefSeq names its product glycerol-3-phosphate acyltransferase 4 (gene GPAT4). Gene Ontology annotation, biological process: triglyceride biosynthetic process. Lineage: Eukaryota; Metazoa; Chordata; Mammalia; Primates; Hylobatidae. The record is from RefSeq and is a predicted model, not a curated record. Gene Ontology annotation, molecular function: glycerol-3-phosphate O-acyltransferase activity. Gene Ontology annotation, cellular component: endoplasmic reticulum.